UAUAGCUACUCAACAUUUCAUGAAAUUUCUAGGUUAGCUCAAGAUCUUUUCCUCCCUCCCUAUGUCGUCCACAUAAAUAUUUUAUUCUGCCUUCUAGUAUUGAGUAUUCUAGCUAGGAAAAAAAAAUUCACAGCCAUAUAAAUAAUUGAAGAUCACUUCGACAAUUGAUUAAGUAAGAGCAUUAGUACUCACUACUCUCCUCUCUGAUUCCUUCAUUCAAUACUCAAAAUUACUCCAACAUUCCUUCAAAAUCAUGGCACCAAACGCCAAACCUCCCAGGCUCUCAAUGGAAGGUCUACAAAGAACAAUCUCCGACAUCUCAUUCGAACUAAGCAAAGAAUCAUCAAUUGAUAGUACUACAAAGCAACAACACCUUCCUCCGAUCUCUGAAGUUGAGGACGCAAAGUGUGAGUGUUGUGGGAUGUGCGAAGAGUGCACCCCGAACUACAUCAAGCGCGUGCGUGACAAGUUUUCGGGGAAGUUGAUUUGCGGAUUAUGUGCUGAGGCUGUGAAUGAAGAGAUGGAGAAAAAUGGAGGGAAAAGAGAGGAAGCAUUGAAUGAGCAUAUGAGUGCUUGUGUUAGGUUUAAUAGGAUUGGGAGAAGCUAUCCUGUUCUUUACCAAGCUGAGGCCAUAAAAGAGAUCUUCAAGAAGAGUUCAAGCAUUAGGGCUAAGUCUAUUAGCCCUAGAAAUAGAUCCUCAAGUGGUCAAAAGAAAGGUGGGAUUGCUAGGAGCUCGAGUUGCAUUCCAGCUAUUUACGAGGGAGCUUAAGCAAUGAUUUCUCAACCUUUGUGAGCUGUGAGCGUAAUGGUAAAGUUGUUUCAUUGUAAUCUAAGCGUUACAUGUUUAGGGUUUAUGAUUAUCUCCACAAGUUUAUAUGGUAUUAUUCUUGAUUAUCAAAAAAAGUUAUCUCGAAGUUGUCGUUCUUCCUAAUUCACAUAAAUGAUGUAUCGAUAAUCUCCAAGUUGUCGCUCUUCCUAAUUCACGUAAAUGAUGUAUCGAUAACAUAACUUUCUAUGAUAAGG
Messenger RNA from Tripterygium wilfordii, 1023 nucleotides. RefSeq lists its product as uncharacterized. Bases 254 to 769 code for a protein of 171 amino acids. NCBI's taxonomy places the organism in Eukaryota, Viridiplantae, Streptophyta, Magnoliopsida, Celastrales, Celastraceae. The transcript has a single exon. The record is from RefSeq and is a predicted model, not a curated record.